Knipowitschia caucasica is the source of this 2949-nucleotide messenger RNA. NCBI's taxonomy places the organism in Eukaryota, Metazoa, Chordata, Actinopteri, Gobiiformes, Gobiidae. The record is from the annotation of a GenBank genome assembly.
AUGACCCAACAGUCGGCAGUGGUCCUGGUCUGGUGUCAGGUCUUAAACGGGGGGGGGGGGGGGGGGGGGGGGGGGGGGGGGGGGGGGGGGGGGGGGGGGGGGGGGGGGGGGGGGGGGGGGGGGGGGGGGGGGGGGGGGGGGGGGGGGGGGGGGGGGGGGGGGGGGGGGGGGGGGGGGGGGGGGGGGGGGGGGGGGGGGGGGGGGGGGGGGGGGGGGGGGGGGGGGGGGGGGGGGGGGGGGGGGGGGGGGGGGGGGGGGGGGGGGGGGGGGGGGGGGGGGGGGGGGGGGGGGGGGGGGGGGGGGGGGGGGGGGGGGGGGGGGGGGGGGGGGGGGGGGGGGGGGGGGGGGGGGGGGGGGGGGGGGGGGGGGGGGGGGGGGGGGGGGGGGGGGGGGGGGGGGGGGGGGGGGGGGGGGGGGGGGGGGGGGGGGGGGGGGGGGGGGGGGGGGGGGGGGGGGGGGGGGGGGGGGGGGGGGGGGGGGGGGGGGGGGGGGGGGGGGGGGGGGGGGGGGGGGGGGGGGGGGGGGGGGGGGGGGGGGGGGGGGGGGGGGGGGGGGGGGGGGGGGGGGGGGGGGGGGGGGGGGGGGGGGGGGGGGGGGGGGGGGGGGGGGGGGGGGGGGGGGGGGGGGGGGGGGGGGGGGGGGGGGGGGGGGGGGGGGGGGGGGGGGGGGGGGGGGGGGGGGGGGGGGGGGGGGGGGGGGGGGGGGGGGGGGGGGGGGGGGGGGGGGGGGGGGGGGGGGGGGGGGGGGGGGGGGGGGGGGGGGGGGGGGGGGGGGGGGGGGGGGGGGGGGGGGGGGGGGGGGGGGGGGGGGGGGGGGGGGGGGGGGGGGGGGGGGGGGGGGGGGGGGGGGGGGGGGGGGGGGGGGGGGGGGGGGGGGGGGGGGGGGGGGGGGGGGGGGGGGGGGGGGGGGGGGGGGGGGGGGGGGGGGGGGGGGGGGGGGGGGGGGGGGGGGGGGGGGGGGGGGGGGGGGGGGGGGGGGGGGGGGGGGGGGGGGGGGGGGGGGGGGGGGGGGGGGGGGGGGGGGGGGGGGGGGGGGGGGGGGGGGGGGGGGGGGGGGGGGGGGGGGGGGGGGGGGGGGGGGGGGGGGGGGGGGGGGGGGGGGGGGGGGGGGGGGGGGGGGGGGGGGGGGGGGGGGGGGGGGGGGGGGGGGGGGGGGGGGGGGGGGGGGGGGGGGGGGGGGGGGGGGGGGGGGGGGGGGGGGGGGGGGGGGGGGGGGGGGGGGGGGGGGGGGGGGGGGGGGGGGGGGGGGGGGGGGGGGGGGGGGGGGGGGGGGGGGGGGGGGGGGGGGGGGGGGGGGGGGGGGGGGGGGGGGGGGGGGGGGGGGGGGGGGGGGGGGGGGGGGGGGGGGGGGGGGGGGGGGGGGGGGGGGGGGGGGGGGGGGGGGGGGGGGGGGGGGGGGGGGGGGGGGGGGGGGGGGGGGGGGGGGGGGGGGGGGGGGGGGGGGGGGGGGGGGGGGGGGGGGGGGGGGGGGGGGGGGGGGGGGGGGGGGGGGGGGGGGGGGGGGGGGGGGGGGGGGGGGGGGGGGGGGGGGGGGGGGGGGGGGGGGGGGGGGGGGGGGGGGGGGGGGGGGGGGGGGGGGGGGGGGGGGGGGGGGGGGGGGGGGGGGGGGGGGGGGGGGGGGGGGGGGGGGGGGGGGGGGGGGGGGGGGGGGGGGGGGGGGGGGGGGGGGGGGGGGGGGGGGGGGGGGGGGGGGGGGGGGGGGGGGGGGGGGGGGGGGGGGGGGGGGGGGGGGGGGGGGGGGGGGGGGGGGGGGGGGGGGGGGGGGGGGGGGGGGGGGGGGGGGGGGGGGGGGGGGGGGGGGGGGGGGGGGGGGGGGGGGGGGGGGGGGGGGGGGGGGGGGGGGGGGGGGGGGGGGGGGGGGGGGGGGGGGGGGGGGGGGGGGGGGGGGGGGGGGGGGGGGGGGGGGGGGGGGGGGGGGGGGGGGGGGGGGGGGGGGGGGGGGGGGGGGGGGGGGGGGGGGGGGGGGGGGGGGGGGGGGGGGGGGGGGGGGGGGGGGGGGGGGGGGGGGGGGGGGGGGGGGGGGGGGGGGGGGGGGGGGGGGGGGGGGGGGGGGGGGGGGGGGGGGGGGGGGGGGGGGGGGGGGGGGGGGGGGGGGGGGGGGGGGGGGGGGGGGGGGGGGGGGGGGGGGGGGGGGGGGGGGGGGGGGGGGGGGGGGGGGGGGGGGGGGGGGGGGGGGGGGGGGGGGGGGGGGGGGGGGGGGGGGGGGGGGGGGGGGGGGGGGGGGGGGGGGGGGGGGGGGGGGGGGGGGGGGGGGGGGGGGGGGGGGGGGGGGGGGGGGGGGGGGGGGGGGGGGGGGGGGGGGGGGGGGGGGGGGGGGGGGGGGGGGGGGGGGGGGGGGGGGGGGGGGGGGGGGGGGGGGGGGGGGGGGGGGGGGGGGGGGGGGGGGGGGGGGGGGGGGGGGGGGGGGGGGGGGGGGGGGGGGGGGGGGGGGGGGGGGGGGGGGGGGGGGGGGGGGGGGGGGGGGGGGGGGGGGGGGGGGGGGGGGGGGGGGGGGGGGGGGGGGGGGGGGGGGGGGGGGGGGGGGGGGGGGGGGGGGGGGGGGGGGGGGGGGGGGGGGGGGGGGGGGGGGGGGGGGAUGGGGGGGGGGGGGGGGGGGGGGGGGGGGGGGGGGGGGGGGGGGGGGGGGGGGGGGGGGGGGGGGGGGGGGGGGGGGGGGGGGGGGGGGGGGGGGGGGGGGGGGGGGGGGGGGGGGGGGGGGGGGGGGGGGGGGGGGGGGGGGGGGGGGGGGGGGGGGGGGGGGGGGGGGGGGGGGGGGGGGGGGGGGGGGGGGGGGGGGGGGGGGGGGGGGGGGGGGGGGGGGGGGGGGGGGGGGGGGGGGGGGGGGGGGGGGGGGGGGGGGGGGGGGGGUUGCAUCUGUCUGUCGGCGCCUUUCCUCCGCGCUCUGUCCUCUGCCUCAAAGCCCCAGCACCAGCCCCACGCCCCAACCACAGGCGGCGCUCGCACCAGCUGA